Knipowitschia caucasica is the source of this 1569-nucleotide messenger RNA. The record is from the annotation of a GenBank genome assembly. Lineage: Eukaryota; Metazoa; Chordata; Actinopteri; Gobiiformes; Gobiidae.
AUGGCGAGUGUGAGCUUUGCCACGUCUGAAGACCAGUUCCUGUGCUCCAUUUGUCUGGAGGUCUUCACGGACCCGGUGACCACAGCGUGUGGACACAGCUUCUGCUCCUCCUGCCUCAACAAGCACUGGGACGUCUCCGAGAGCUGCCUCUGCCCUGUCUGCAACGAGGAGUUCAGCUCAAGACCAAACUUAAAGAUCAACAGGUUUAUGUCCGAGAUGCUGAGCGAGUUGAAGAACAAACCGGGCUGCAGACCAGAGCUGGGGGCAGCAGAAGCAGGAGCUGUUGUGUGUGACGUGUGUCCAGAUGUAAAGCUGCAGGCGCUGAAGUCCUGCCUCAUGUGCCACAUGUCCUUCUGCUCGCUCCACCUGCAGCCUCACCACACUUUGCCCCGUCUGCAGAGGCACCAGCUGAUCCGGCCCGAGCACGACCUGGACCAGCUCAUCUGCCCAGAGCACGAUCGCCCUCUGGAGUUCUACUGCAGAGACCACCGCCAGCCCAUCUGCGUCCUGUGCACCUACACCCUGCACAAAGACCACCACACUGUCCCACUGAAGGAGCAGUGCGAGGCCCAGAAGAAAGACCUGCAGCAGAAGAUUCAGGAGAGAAGAGGCAAAGUGCUGGAGCUGCAGAGCUCAGUGGAUCUCAGUCUCACCAAGGCCAACGCCGAAGAGGAAGAAGGAGUCCGAUUCUUCAACGACAUCAUCAAAAGUGUUCAACAAAGUAUGGUUCAGUUCAGACAGAGCAUUGAAAAGAAGCAUGAGGAAGUGAAGGAGGAUGCAGAAGGGUUAAUGGCAGAUCUACAGUCGGAAAUCUCUGAGUUGGAGCUGAGGCAAAAGGAGAUGGAGGAGGCAUUGAACUCCGACAACCAUUUAGAUUAUAUACAAUUCUUUACUUCAGUCAAACCUGCUCCAGAGCUGAAUGACUGGACAGAAGUCUCUGUUCAGGUUCCAUCGUACAAAGGCAGAUUUGACAUAGCUCUGUCUGAGUUAAAGAUCAAACUGUUUCCAAAGAUAAGGAUCGCUGUCGAGAAAGCACUGAAACAGGCAAAGAAAUACUCAGUCGAGGUGACUCUAGACCCACUCACAGCCCAUCCCAACCUACACCUGUCCCUCCGUAAUAAACUCGUUCUUUGCAGUCCCCAAGUAAAUCCUCGAGUAGACAACCCUCAAAGGUUUUCAAAAUUGUACAAUGUUUUAGGAAAAGAAAAGUUUUCCGCUGGUCAGUUUUACUUUGAGGUUCAAGUCAAAGACAGACCACAGUGGUUCCUCGGCGUCACUGAAGGAGAUGCUAAUAGGAAACUGAAACCUGACGACUUAACUCCUGAAAAUGGAUACUGGGUCAAGGCCGGUGGGAAUCAAAGGAACCGUUGGUCUUCUACAGAAAAGGUCGGUGUGUUUGUGGACUACGACGAGGGUCUGGUCUGUUUCUUUGACACAGAAACAUCAACAAUCGUGGACUCCUUCACUGACUGCUAUUUUCGCACAGACGUCCUUCCACUGCUCAGUCCUGGAUGGUGCCAUAACGACAAAAACUCUGCUCCUCUGAUCCUUACACCGGUGGUUGCUUAA